AUGUCGACAGCGAGGCUAGAUCUACUAUAUCUCUAUACAAAACACCUUGCAGAUGGCUGCUUCAAUGGUAGUGAGCCGUGGACGAAAACAAGAUUCCUAGAACAUCGGACAAAUCUUACACAGCUUGCACUUCUAGCUGCUAUCAUCUUCUCUCUCACAUAUGUCCUCGUACACUUUCCCACCUACAAUGACGGCCUCCCAGUCGUCAAUCGCCGCUUCUUUCUCGAACCUCGAAUUUUUGCUCGGAUACGGUGGGCCAUAAAGGCGAGGGACAUACUGGAGAUUGCAAACCAAAAGUAUGAAGGCCGUGCGUAUCGUCUUGACCGCGGGGACACCGAUUUGGUUGUGCUUCCACCCCAAUUCAUCACGGAACUCAAUGGGCUGCCUCAGGACAUGAUGAGCUCCAGGAGAUCCCAUGCAUCGACACUACUCGGACGUCUGAAUGGGAUGGACGUGGUGCUCAAGACCAAUCUCCAUGUUAAGGUGCUACUCAACCGAAUUACUCCAGCUCUUCCUGGGCUCCUUGAGCCCUCCCGGACUCGUAUCGAGGAGACGUUGGCAAGGCUGUUCCCACAGCAAAGUGACACAUGGACUGCUGUCAAGCCAGUCGACAAGAUAGUCCUUUGUAUCAGUCGAAGUAUAACUCUCGCUACCUUAGGCGAACCCACCUGUGAUGACCCAGAACUUGUUCAUACGUUCAUGGAGCAUACGAGAAACGUCUUCUCCGUAGCCUUCACAAUGCGACUGGUACCGUGGUUCCUACAACCAUUCCUUGUCUGGCUUCUUCCAGCUAAAUGGCGACUACGACAAACAUGGCGAACCUUGGAGCGUUUCGUAUACCCAGAAGUAGUGCGACGUCGAAUGGAUGAGGGAUGUGAAGGACGCAUUGACCUGAUCUCGUCCAUGAUAAGAGAAGCAAAAGAUAAGCGGGACGCUGAUCCUCAACUGGUGAAGGGCAUUAUAGGAUCUACCGCAGCUGGAGCUACCUACAGUUCAGCAGCUCUGAUCGUCGGUGUUGUGGCAGAUCUGGUCGCUUGCCCACGUUUUCUUGAGGAGAUUCGCGAGGAGAUUCGCACAAAGCACGAAGAAGUGGACGGGAAGUGGGACAUAGAGGCCUACAACUGCUUGGAAAAGCUAGAUUCGGCGAUGAAAGAAACAGUCAGGCUUGCACCGGGGACGUAUCUAGUCUACGGUCGAGUGAUGCUGAACGAUCAUACCCUCUCUGACGGCCUCACACUCAAAAAAGGACAAUUCAUCUGCGUCUCGGGAUACUCCAGGGCAAUGGAUGAUCAUAUUUUUCCCAACCCAAAAGACUACGACGCUCUUCGGGCUUACAAUCAAAGUCUACCGGAUCACCGCGCUCGACCAUUUUCGAGUGUUCUCGCGGACGACUACCGAUGGGGAGCUGGGAGAUGGGCGUGUCCAGGCCGGUACAUCGCAACCUUGAUGGCGAAGAUCAUCCUUGUGAAGCUUCUUGAUGAGUAUGACUUCCAGUUCGUCGACCAAAAACGUCCAUCCAAUGCCUUGCUGCACGAAUUCGUGUUCUUCCAUCCAAAUACCGAAAUAAUGAUGCGACGCAAAAAGGUACUUCAAAAAGCCUUCGAUAAAGUAUUCAAGGCUGCGAAUGAAUAUCAAUAUCCUAAAGUAUGCAAUAAGAAGGGGCCAGGUGGCAUGGAAGGUCUUAGGGUAGGGGUACGUACUGGUACAGCAGGUGGGGCAGGUCAGAAACUGCCUGUCCUUCAUCUGCACACCUCUCAGGGAAUCAAGAUGGUUAGCAUUGUUCUGACAGGCUUGUUGGGGCUAGCCAUCCUGGGGACAUACUUGAAGGUCUCGAAAUGGAGGCAGAAUUACUCUGUAGCCUCCAAGACCGGGUUUCCCGUAUUCUACUCCCCCAUCUAUCUCUCUGAUGCAUGGUGGAUGAUCUGCUAUCCGGUCCUUGUCCCCAUCCUCGAGCUUCUGCCCCGCGCGUGGGUGAGCCCAUGGUCACAAAUUUCUCAGAUCUGGAAGAUAUGGAAAACUGGCCAUCAACCAUAUAAAGACGCUGGCAGCGAUACGUUUGUCCUGGCGACACCCAAUGGCAACAUGCUCUGGACUUGCGACAAUGCAGUAAUUGAUCAGCUUUUUACAUUGCACCCGAAGGUUGAGCAGCCAAUAGAGCUCGUUAAGUUCUAUGAUCUUUGGGGACCAACCAUUAGUUCCGUGUCCGGGGAGGAAUGGAAGGCUCACAGGAGGGCAGUCAGUGCUGGAUUCGGCAACGCGAUGAAUAAGAUUGUCUGGGACGAGGCUCAACAUCAGAUGGAGACACUUGCCGCCUACUGGAUCGAAAAAGAAGGAUCAGUCAUCCCUGUUAUCCGGUCUUGGACCUCAAGGCUGGCUCUUCAUGUGAUCUCGAGCGGCUUCUUCAACAAAAGGCUGGAGUGGGAGGAUUAUGGAUCCACAACCGCAGUACCAUCCGGACACAAGUUGACGUUUGGCACAGCUUUAUUCAUGAUGCUCAGUCGUCUGGCAACCGUUUUCAUGACCCCGCGAGCGCUGCUUGGCAAGCUUCCGGGCCAGAUGUUCAAGGAAGCGCAUGCAAGCUUUACCGAAGUGACCAAAUACAUCCAGGAGCUCCGUUCGGGAGCCGCUGAGAACAUGGUUGAGCUUGCAGGCAAGAGGAACAAAACAAUUCUUGAGGCUAUUGUAAUUUCUGCGGCGGAUCCAGAAAUUACAGGCAAGAAACCUCUUCCCGAAGAAAGUGUGCUGGGAAAUAUCUUCUUCACUCUGCUCGCCGGGCACGAAACAUUGGGAAGCACCAUGGGAUUCAUCUUCGUGUUAAUAACGCUCUAUCCAGAGUAUCAAAAACGAAUUCAGGAAGACUUGGAUAGACAUCUCGGCCUACGUCCAAAGAGCGAUUGGACGGUUGAAAAGGACUAUCAAGCGCUUCAGAAAGGCUAUAUCGGCGCAGUGCAGAAGGAAGUGCUUUACAUCUACAACCCUGGCUCGUUCCUCAUGCGGACGACCAUCGAGCCCGUUACCGUUGUUGACUCAAAGGGCCAAUCUCAUGUGGUCCCGGAGAACACUCUGACUCUCAUCAACAAUGCAGCCGCCGCCCGUAAUCCGGCGACGUGGAAGAAACCGCAAGUGGCGCCCGCAAGACGUGCUGCACUGUCUGACUCGCCGGCUCUAUAUUUCAACCCAGAAAGAUGGUUAGGUACAGAUGACAGGCCUGACGAUGUCAAGGGUGGCCUCCCAGCGUGGCACGCGUUUGGCGCCGGCGGACGAGCCUGUCCUGGAAGAACUUUCGCGCAGAUUGAGCUGACGUCCGUCAUGGCAACGCUUUUGAAAGACUACUCGUUAGAACUGAUCGUAGAUGAGAAGACAUUGAGAGAAUGCGGAGGUGAUAAAAAAUUAGCGUGGGAGAGGAAGAGGGACAUUGGAAUCAAGAUGAUGUAUGACGAUAUCGAGGCUAACAUCAGCAUCGGUCUCAUGAAGGAGCUUCCAAUCCGGGUCAUCAAGCGAAAGCUCUGA
Letharia lupina is the source of this 3510-nucleotide messenger RNA. RefSeq lists its product as uncharacterized. The transcript has 8 exons. The coding region runs from base 1 to 3510 and encodes 1169 amino acids. Lineage: Eukaryota; Fungi; Ascomycota; Lecanoromycetes; Lecanorales; Parmeliaceae. The record is from RefSeq and is a predicted model, not a curated record. Gene Ontology annotation, molecular function: oxidoreductase activity, acting on paired donors, with incorporation or reduction of molecular oxygen; iron ion binding; heme binding.